This is a messenger RNA of Toxotes jaculatrix (banded archerfish), 4398 nucleotides long. RefSeq names its product HHIP-like protein 1. The transcript is spliced from 14 exons. The record is from RefSeq and is a predicted model, not a curated record. Gene Ontology annotation, cellular component: membrane. Bases 711 to 3749 code for a protein of 1012 amino acids. Lineage: Eukaryota; Metazoa; Chordata; Actinopteri; Toxotidae.
CUGAAGAACUUUCAAUUUUCAAAUGCUUUUUGAAUUUUAUCCCUCUUUCUGAGAAGCUGGAUUACUUCUUAGAAAUGUGACUGUUUUUUUAAGGAUUGUUUAGCAUGCAGAAAACAUAUUUUGGUGAUUUUGGUGAUAUUUGUGAUGGACAUUAAGCUUCGGUAACUAGAAGAUCUGAAAACCUCCUCUCCUUUGAGAAUUUGUGCUGUGAUCCAUAAUACUUUGGGACACUGGGUCUUCCAACCAACUGCAGAGCUCCUCACCAUCAAAAGAAUUUACUGGAUGUGGAUCAGUUUGACCUUAUUUACACACAUCACAGGGGCAGUUUGCCAUGUAAACGUGAUGUGUGGGUUGAUCAUUUAACCAGUGCAAUCCUGUAGGUCUCUGGUCAACUUGCAGGCAGGUGUGAUGCUGGGUCAGUGUGUUUGAUACACACACAAUCACACUUCUACACACCCAGACACACACACACGGCUACCUGAAACCGCAGAGACCAGGUCAUCAAAUGAGGACAUCCAACACUGUAAAAUGUUCCAGGAAUUUGAACUUUGAGCUUCAAACCUGUGUGUGACAGAUACUGGUGGUGAUGUACAUUGGCUCUGCUCUCCUCACGCAUUUUACUGUAAAAUCACAUACAAGUUGCUUUGUCUAACGGCAUUAUUGUGUCAAGAGCCUUACUAUCCUGAACUGAGAGGCAACAUCUUUACACCAUGACUCUACAGACCUGUAAUUUGGUCCCCCAGCGCAGCCUGAAGAACACCUUCUUCAAUCAGAUACUGCUGUCUGUGCUGCUGUUGCUCCUCCAGGCCUGGUGGGGGAGCUGCCACCCCCAGUGUUUGGACUACAAGCCUCCGUUUGAGCCCCGGCAGCCACUGGUCUUCUGCAAGGAGUACUCCAAGUUUGGAUGCUGUGACCUGGAGAAGGAUGGGGAGAUAUCUGUCAGGUUUUACACCAUCAUGGACAACUUUGACCAUUCAGGUUAUGUCACCUGUGGCAAGUACAUACGCAGCAUCCUCUGCCAGGAGUGUUCUCCAUACGCAGCCCACCUGUAUGAUGCUGAAGAUGCCAACACACCUAUGCGGUUGCUUCCUGGACUGUGCGGUGACUACUGCUCCGACUACUGGCAUCAGUGUCGUUACACACUCAGUCUCCUCUUGGAGGACAUGGGCAGUCCACAGCAGUUUGCAAACCUGACGGCAACAAUAGAAGAAGAUCGCAGAAGAUUCUGUGACUUACUGGAGCUGAAGGACAGACAGUACUGCUAUCCAAAUGUACUGACAAAUGCAGAGCUAAAUGCUAACCUUGGCCUGGUACGUGAAGAUCCUAAAGGUUGUCUGGAGUUGUGUUUACAGGAGGUUGCCAAUGGGCUCCGUAACCCUGUGGCCAUGAUUCACGCAGAUGAUGGAACUCAUCGCUUUUUCGUGGCAGAGCAGCUGGGUUAUGUGUGGGUGUACUUAGCCAACGGCUCCAGGAUCGACCGUCCUUUCCUCAACCUCACCCGGGCUGUCCUCACGUCGCCGUGGUCUGGUGACGAGCGGGGAUUCCUCUGCAUAGCCCUGCACCCAAGGUUCACAACAAUCAGAAAAGCCUAUGUGUACUACUCGGUGUCUGUCAAGAAGGAAGAGAGGAUACGAAUCAGCGAAUUCACACUGUCAACACAUGACGAUAACCAACUAGAUCACUCCUCUGAGAGGAUCAUCCUUGAGGUGGUAGAGCCAGCAUCCAAUCAUAAUGGAGGGCAGCUUCUGUUUGGCCAUGACGGCUAUCUGUACAUCUUCAUCGGCGAUGGUGGCCGAGCUGGGGACCCCUUUGGAAAGUUUGGCAAUUCACAGAACAAGUCGACACUUCUUGGCAAGGUGCUGCGUAUUGAUGUUGACAACAAUGACGAUGGUGCCCCAUACAGCAUUCCUUCAGACAACCCGUUCCUAGGGGAGAACGAAGCACGACCUGAGAUUUAUGCCUAUGGAGUCCGGAACAUGUGGCGUUGCUCCAUUGACCGUGGUGACCCUACUACAGGCCGAGGCAGAGGCAGGAUGCUUUGUGGUGACGUGGGUCAGAACAAAUAUGAAGAGGUGGACCUCAUUGUUAAAGGAGGCAACUAUGGAUGGAGGGCCAAAGAAGGCUUCAGCUGCUAUGAUCGCAAACUCUGUCAAAACUCAUCUCUAGAUGACAUCUUGCCUAUCUUUGCCUACCCCCACAAGUUGGGCAAAUCAGUGACGGGAGGAUACAUCUACAGAGGCUGCCAGAUGCCCAACCUCAACGGACUCUACAUCUUUGGGGAUUUCAUGAGUGGGCGCCUGAUGUCUUUAAAGGAGAACGUCACCACAGGUGAAUGGCAGUACAAUGAGAUCUGCAUGGGAACAGACCAGACCUGCAGGUUCCCCAAACUCAUCAACAGUUAUUAUAAAUACAUCAUCUCUUUUGCUGAGGAUGAAGCAGGUGAACUGUAUUUCUUAGCCACAGGAGUCCCCAGUGCCAGUGCCAGAGCAGGAGUGGUCUAUAAGAUAGUGGAUCCUUCCAGGCGAGCUCCACCAGGGAAAUGCAGCAUCAAACCUUCACAUGUUAAGAUUAAGGGAAAACUGAUUCACUUCCACCCCAAAGAAGAGUUUGUAAUCAACAAGAAACCGACCACGACACCUGUUCCCACAACGACCACAAGAAAACCUACGACAACAACAAAGAAAACACCCAGAAAACCUAUUAUAAUAAUAAAACCGCCAAUGCCAACAAGAAAAACAAUAAGAAAAACACAGCUACGGCCAACAACAACAGCAACAACAAGAAAAACAACAUUGCAGACAACAAGAAAAACAACAACGAGAAAGACGACAUUACCACCAACAACAUCAACUAUAAAAGCAACAACAGUAAAAACAACCUCAGCCACAACAAUAAAACCAACAACAAAACCAACAACCUUACCCACAACUGUCCAGACGGCCAUGACAACAACUUCCGCCACAACCACACCCACUGGUUAUCGCACAACCGUCAUGACGGCAGUCUCCUCUAGGAUUCCUCAAACCCCAAUCAUCACUCCACAUCCAACAAGGAGACAUGGGAGACCCCUUCAGAAUCCUGCUAGUACUACCUCCCAACCUCUAACAACACCACAGCUUCCUUCUUCUCCACCCACAACAUCUCUGAAACAAUCCCAGAUGGCUCUGACCUCGACACGUUACCCGGAGCGUCCUGGAGCGCUGACCACACCUCUUCCAACAUACUGGAGUCAGAAACCCACCAUGUCAUCCUACAAGUCCCAAAGACCACCACUCAACACCACACUGCCUAAAGCUCAAGAAGAGAAACUGAGGCUUGGAGAGAAGCUGGAAAGUGCUGGGGAGGGUAACCAAGUGUUUAAGAGGCCCAGAGGAAGAGGCAGAGGUCACAUUUACAAAAGAGGAAGAGGAGGGAGAAGGCUGAGGGCUGGCUCAGUGCGACUGGUGAGCGCCGAUGGUUUAUCAGAUCGAGGUAGAGUGGAGAUCUUUAUCCGAGGAGAGUGGGGGACAGUGUGCGAUGACCUUUUCACCGUCAAGGCAGGCACUGUGGUGUGUCGACAGCUUGGCUUCAGGAUGGCAUUGGCGGUGAUGAAGAAGGCUGUGUUGGGGGAGGCAGACAGCAGCGUCAGGAUCCUGUUAGAUGACGUAGAGUGUGAGGGUGGUGAGAGAUCGCUGCUGGAGUGCAAGAGAUCCAGGGUUGGGAAGCACAAUUGCUCACAUGGGGAAGAUGUAGGGGUGAUCUGUGGUUAGCACAGAGGGGUGGAAAGUAGAAAAAGUAUAGGAUGGAAAGGAGGAGAUGGCGGAGUGAUGCAUGGUGGUUUGCCUCUUUUUGUAUUUUGAUGUUCCAUUUUUCAAUUCCCCCCACUGCUAAAUGCUCAACUGUCCUUCUAAAUACCUUAAUAUUCUUACUAUGCACUUCUAACCAAGAAGAGAGCAGUGUGAAGGAGGUACAUGUACCUAAUUGGAGACUUUCAUUGGCUUAGUCUGACACAGUUUCUCCUAAACUCACUUAGUCGACUGUUGGGUAAAAACUAACCAAGCAUAUAGAGUAACACCAAUGGUUAUAGUGAAUAGAAACAAACUCUAAAUGAAUUCCUAUUUUCAGAAAGAGAUCAGCAUGUGUGAAUGCGAACCAUCCAAAUUUAUAACUCCACUUAGCCAUAGUGUGAAGCAGUGAGUUUAGGAGAAACCUUAAGAAUAUUCCGUUUGUUCUGUUUACAUAUUUACUAGAGCAAAGCUGCCCAAUAGGAAACUGUUUUCCAAGAAGAUAUUUGUAUUUUUGUAUUGUAUAACUUCUUUUUGCAUUUUUAUACCUUUCUUUUAGUGAAGCCUUGAGAGGCAAGUGAGAAAAAAAAAUUCUGGUGAUCUAUUUUCUAAGUCUGAUCUAAAAUGGUUUUCU